GCUGGACACGCCCCUGGUAACCUCGCAGGAAGUGUUCCAGUGCACGCAGUAGGUGUCCUACCCAUCGGGUCUUGCCAAUUCUGGUGGGCACCAGUGGUGUGUGCCCAAGAGCCUGGAAGCUGUUUACCAGUUUUGCCCGGUUCAGUGGACUGGUGUGGUGGUAGCAGCCUAAAUGAUGGACGGGGAACACCAGGAAGAGAAUCCUUCACAUGAGAAAGAAAAUGCUCUACACAAUGAAGAGAAGACUUCAUGUGAUGUGGAGAAGACUUUAUGUGACAUGGAGAGAGCUUUGUGUGACAUAAAGAAGAGUGCUGAAGAGAGCAUUUCAAGUAAUGACGAGAACAGUUCAGAUGAUGAGGUUGGACAAAGACUGGAUUCAAAAGUCCCAAAUGGCUCAGAGCCUCUUCCAUUUAAUGCAGAACACGCCUGCGAUAAUGAAUCUGAGCCGUUGCCACAAAAAACCUCCCAAGCUAAAAAACCUCAACGCAAGAAAUUUGCGCCACGGAAAGGUACACGGUCAAGCUUACGUUCUAGCACAAAAAUGACAGUCAGCGCAUGUAGUAUGUCAGAUGAUGGUAAAAGAAAAUGGGACAAAAAACACUUCUGCCUGUAUUGCAAUGAACCACACCACAAAAUUGCAAGACAUUUAGAAAGGAUACACGCAGAAGAAGCAGCUGUCGCUCAUGCUAUCAGCUUCCCCAAACUCUCCAAAAUCAGGUCUCUCUUGCUUGACCAACUCCGUAACAAAGGCAACUAUCAAGUUCUUCAAAGUGGACAUGGUGAAAUUGUGACUAAGGAUAGACCCUCUUACGAUGGUGUUUCUGUGCGUGACUGCCUGCCCUGCCAACACUGCUUAGCUUUUUUCAACAAAAUAGAUUUAUGGAAGCAUGAGGGCUCAUGUAAAGCCAGAAAAGGACAAGAUGAAAAGAGGGGAGGAAAAAGAGUGCGGGUCCAGGCUGCGUCCUCUCGACUUCUUCCACUGCCUGUCUACUCUACUGGAGGGUGUGAAGAAAUAAUACACAAUAUGAAUCAAGAUGACAUCUUAUGCCACAUCAAAAAUGAUCCCCUAAUAUGUAAAUACGGCAAUGCAUUAUCUGCAAAGCAUGGCCAUGCCAAGUCACAGUUUACAUACAUUGGAUCAAAAAUGAGGGAAUUGGCUAGAUUUGUACUUACUGUAAAUGAGAUGGACUGUGGUGUCCAAUAUCUGCAUGAAGUAUGUGUACCAUCCAAAUUCAAAUUGGCCGUUCAUGCUGCCAGGAAAAUGAGUGGUCAUGACCCUACCUCCGACAGGUACAAGACCCAAUCUCUUCCUUUAAAGAUUGGCUAUUCCUUGAAAAGAGCUACUGAAAUAGCUUUUGGGGAGAGUCGUAUGACAGAGGACCGUGAUGCAGAGGCACAAGCCAGAAGGUUCAUUGAGCUUCUUGAAAAUGAUUGGAAUAACUGUUUUUCCGGUUUGUCCCUCAGCGCUGUCCCUCAGUGUGAUGAAGUUGAUGUGUCUUCACUAACUGAGGAUUUGAUUAAACUUCAGAAGUUUCUCAAGGUUGCAGAGGACACAGCAAAGAGAGAAUUGCUCGAGAGCCCCACCAACGCUGUCUGGAAAAAGCUCAAUGAAACUCUUCUUGCCGAAAUAGCUCUCUUCAACAGAAAAAGGACAGGAGAGGUUGCGAAAAUGUUGUUGGAAACAUACACAAACAGAAAGAAAUCUCCAGCUAGUGCAGACAUUUUCAAUAGCCUCUCAAGGCUGGAACAGGAGCUUGGUGACGACAAAUUAACCAGGGUGGAAAUAGAAGGCAAAAAUGGUAGAACAAUGCCGGUCCUACUAACGGCGAGGAUGAUCUCAUCUCUUGAGAUCCUAAUUGCAAACCGAGACAAAGUUGGUGUGUCAAAGGACAACCCUUAUGUCUUUGCACGGAGCCCAGAUGCAGCAAGCUACGUCAGAGGGUCCGACUGUUUGAGGAAAUUUGCUCAUGAGUGUGAUGCGAAGAAUCCUGAAAGUCUGAUCCAUGCUACAGUGAGGAAAGAGGUUGCUAUCCAUUGCCAAAUUCUGAACUUAAAUGAAAGUGAAUUGGAUCAGGUGGCAAAAUUAUUGGGACAUGACACCCAGGUCCACAAAGAGUACUACAGACUGUCUGAAAACGCAGCACAUCUAGCAGAAAUCAGCAAAUUGCUGCUUGCAAUGGAUCAGGUUCCAGUGGUAAUUCCAGGACCAUCUGAGGAAAGGAUUGUUUCACCUACAUAUGGGGCAUAUUCUGCAGGGACAUAUUCAACGGGAACUGAUUCUGUGAGGGCGUAUCCUACUGGCACAUAUACCACUGGGUCAUCUUAUCCUACAGCGACAUAUUCAGCAAAGUCAUAUACAUUGGGGGCACAGCCUUCAAGGUCAUAUCAUGCUGGGACAUAUCCUGAGAAGUCAUAUCCUUCUGGAUCACAUUCUGCAAGGUCAUAUCAUGCUGGGACAGAUUGUGCAAGGGUGUAUCCUACUGGGAUAAAUCCUGCUAGAUCAUAUUCGGUGACACAUCCUGCAGAGACCUAUCCAGCAGCUUCGUAUGCUGCCGGGACACAUCUUGCAAGUUCAUAUCCUGCAAGUCCUUAUGACCUAUCAUCUCCUGCAAGAUCAUAUACUUCGGGGACAAAUCCUGCAAAAUCAUAUCCUCAAGAGACAUAUCCUAUGGGGACAUAUCGUGCAGGGACACAUCUUGCGGGCUCACAACUUGCAAGGUCAUAUUCUGCCGGAACAUAUCCUGCACAGACACUUCCAGCGCGUACUGUUAUUACGCCAACACUUAAUGCACAGACACUUCCUGUUGGGGCAGUGCCUGCGGUUGCCGUUCCUUUGGGUGCAGUUCCUUUGGGGACAGGUUCUGUGGGGACAGAUAAGGUGGGCACAGUGUGGAAACAGAGGAUGUGGAGUGAUGCAGCUAAGGCUGCGGUGAACCGUCAGAUGGGACACUUUAUCUCAAUGAUGGAGGUUCCAGGUAAACGGGACUGUGAAGUUUGCCUGCACAAUGAACCAGCUCUAAGAGACAGGACAUGGAGGGACAUCAAAAACUAUGUGCACAACACAGUAAAAUCUAUAAAACGAAAGAAUGGCCUUACAAGAGUGGACCCCACAAAACAGACAAAGAAAGGAUUGGCAAAGAAACAAAAAGAGGCAAAGCGUGCUAAAGAAUGGGUCGGUGGAACAAUGACAGUACCUGCACAGGGUCAAGAAGAUAGACUUGAGGCAGGUCCUGUGGCAACACCAAGGAAACAGAAGAUAUGGAGUAAUGAGGCUCAGGCUGCGGUCAGGCGGCAGCUAGGAGACUUCACUAAACUGAUGAAGAUUCCAGGUAAAAAGGAAUGUGAUGCAUGUCUUGCAGCUGAACCAGCUCUGCAAGGCAGGACAUGGAAAGAUGUAAAAAACUAUGUGCGUAAUACAUUAAUGACAAUGUGCAGGAGGCAUAUUUCAGGCAAACAAAACAUGGACCAUGAAAAACCAAGUCCAAGGACACAGAAACCAGGUGUCCAACAAAAUCCAGGGACACUGUUGGGACUUCCAGAAGAUCCUCCUGUUUAUCUGUAUUUAUGAUUACCUUGAACUAGUUUUAAAAGCUUUUGAUUUAAUCUGACAUCCUUGCUCAUUCUGGUCUCACUUUGGAACAUAAAGCAAGCAUGUAGAACCAUUUUAAGGACAUAAUAUCACUACGUACUUUAUUCUACAAAUGUAUCCGUAGUAACUAGACUACAUAGUGACGUAGUAUGAAUAUAAACUUGUUUAGCUGAAUUUUACGUACAUUUUCUCAGCUUCUUUUUUAAAAUUUUGGCACGAUGUAUUCUGACGCCCAAAUUCAAGCUACACCAACGAUGUAUGUAAACCCUGGAUUGCUGAUGCUAUGUAUUGUCCUUUAAGAGGCUUUGAAGACACUGGUUGGCCUUGUUGGCACUCCCCACUAGGAGUAGUCCUCCAUAGGAAUGACUGGAAUUCUACAGUAUUUUAAUUAAAUGUUUCAAGGACAGAAUUACAUGUGGUGUGUUGUUGUAGUGAGGACAGUAACAUUAGUACUCUAAAAUACUUUAAGGAAAUUGUCUUUUUGCCUGUACCAUUGUAUGUGUAGUUAAUGUAUAUGUGUAGGUUAGGUUUUGAAUUAAAACAACUGUUCAGCAAACCGAGGAUUUAGUGGGUUAGGAUAUUCCUGGUAGAAGUGUGGUGUGAAUGUGUUAAAGUACUACAUUUGUGCCCAGGUUAGAGAGUAUGGUUUGAUGUUUGAGCCGCUUGAAAUCCACCAAUCACGUAAAGAAAAAUGUUUCUUUGCUGUUCUAGAAUUAUACUGAACGAAAAUUAUAAGCUCAGCUUGUUACGUGUUGGUCCCAUGAGCUAAAAUAGAUGCCAGAAAUGUUCCAUAAGCACAAACUUAUUUCUCUCAAAUGUUGGGCACAAAUUACUUCACAGCCCUGUUAGUAAGCAUUUCUCCUUUACAUUACGACUUACAGUAAGGAGGGUAUACAUUUUAAUAUUUGUUCAUACUGGUCCCACGUGGGACUCAAACCCACAACCCUGGUGUUGCAAGUGCCAUGCUCUACCAAAUGAGCCACACAGGACCUCCUUUACCAAGAUAACCCAUCCACCUGACAGGUGUGUCUCUCCCAGACUGAUAAGAACCUUGGUGUGACCCUGGACAACACUCUUGUCGUUCUUUACAAAUAUCAAAGCUGUGAUCCGCUCCUGCAGGUUCAUGCUCUACGACAUCUGUACAUUACGACCCUAUUUAACACAGGAAGUGGUGCAGGUCCUAAUCCAGGCCCUUGUACUCUGUCUGGACUACUGCAACUCGCUGUUGGCUGGGCUCCCCACUUAACCCAUUAAGCCCCUGCAACUUAUCCAGAAUGCUGCAGCACGCCUGGUUUUCAAACUUUAAGUUUUCUCAUGUCACCCCACUCCUCUGCACAUUCCGCUGGCUUCCAUUCAAAGCUCUCAUCCACUACAGGACCAUGGUGCUUACCUACGGAACAGCAAGAAAAACUGCCCCUCUCUACCAUCAGGCUAUGCUCAAACCCUACACCCCAAGCCGAGCACUGCGUUCUGCCACCUUAGGUGCCACCCCAGUUUACAAUUGGCUCAUUCAUCCCCCUCCUCUCUCCUGUAACUAUUCCCCAGGUCGUUGCUGUAAAUGAGAAUGUGUUCUCAGUCAACUUACCUGGUAAAAUAAUGGAAAAAGAAAAGAAAGGAAAGGUCUCUUGGGUCUCCCAGCUCAGACCAAAUCCAAGUUCUUCUCCGUCCUAGCACCCCUCUCUGUCCUGGCAAGCCCACCCAUGGCUGUGCCCCUGCCCAGUCAUGUGAUAUCCAUAGAUUUAUAUGCUUAUGAAUUGUAACUCAGUAAAAUUAUUCCAAUUUUUGCAUGUUGCAUUUAUAUUUUUGUUCAAUAUAGAAUCUUCACAUGACUACACAAAGACCAGCCCCAUUAAAUGUUUUAUUUUAAUGGAUUAUACAUGCAUACAUACAUACAUACAUACAUGCAAGUAACUGAAAUGUGUUUUGCCAAUUGGAAACAGUUCCUUCGUUCUGUGUGUAAUUGGUUUCAGAGAAUCACAGAGCCUAUUCCUCUUGUACUUCGGUCUUUAGCUGUCCAUGUACACUACUGUUCAAAAGUUUGGAGUCACUUAGAAAUGUUUUUGUCCAUUAAAAUAACAUCAAAUUGAUCAGAAAUACAGUGUAGACAUUGUUAAUGUUGUAAAUAACUAUUGUAGCUGGAAAUGGCUGAUUUUUCUUUAAAUGGAAUAUCUACAUAGGCGUACAGAGGAUCCUCCCACUCUUUCUAUUGUUAGAGCCAGUUUGCGCUGUUGUGUGAAGGGAGUAGUACACAGCAUUUUAUGAGCUCUUCAGUUUCUUGGCAAUUUAUUGCAUGGAAUAGCCUUCAUUUCUCAGAACAGGAAUAGACUGAUGAGUUUUAGAAGAAAGUCCUUUGUUUCCGGCCAUUUUGAGCCUGUAAUCAAACCCACAAAUGCUGAUGCUCCAGAUACUCAACUUGUCUAAAUAAGGCCAGUUUUAUUGCUGCUUUAAUCAGAACAAGUUUUCAGCUGUGCUAACAUAAUUGCAAAAGUGUUUCAUAAUGAUCAAUUAGCCUUUUAAAAUGAUAAACUUGGAUUAGCUAACAACGUGCCAUUGGAAAACAGGAGUGAUGGUUUCUGAUAAUGGGCCUAUGAAGAUAUUCCAUAAAAAGCAGUUUACAGCUACAAUAGUCAUUUACAACAUUAACAAUUUCUACACUGUAUUUCUGAUCAAUUUUGUUAUUUUAAUGGACAAUAAAUGGUAGUGUAGGUCUACUUGUUUUAUUAAUGUUGCUAUUAUUCAGUACUGUCUUAACCAUAUUGAUUUCACAGCAGCAGUUUAAGUUUUUCAACACUAAUUUAUGCUGACUAACCUGUAUAGGGUGUGAUAGCUGUUGCUUCUCUAUAUUAUUUAAUCCACUUGACUAGUAAUAUUAUAUUUCAUCCACUUGCCUCCGAGAUAAUGUUAUUAUUGCAA
Oncorhynchus keta (chum salmon) is the source of this 6502-nucleotide messenger RNA. RefSeq lists its product as uncharacterized. The record is from RefSeq and is a predicted model, not a curated record. The coding region runs from base 173 to 3568 and encodes 1131 amino acids. Lineage: Eukaryota; Metazoa; Chordata; Actinopteri; Salmoniformes; Salmonidae. The transcript is spliced from 3 exons.